Haemonchus placei is the source of this 1536-nucleotide messenger RNA. The record is from the annotation of a GenBank genome assembly. Lineage: Eukaryota; Metazoa; Nematoda; Chromadorea; Rhabditida; Trichostrongylidae.
AUGAACGAGAUGUGGAUAUUACCUGUUGAAGCAGUUAUAAAUGGAGGAUUAGCAUUUAUUGUGGCGUAUGUGAUCAUACUUGUGCUAUUCGUACAUCCCACCCUAUUUCUUGUUUUAUUUGUUUCACAAUGUACACAAAGAGGAUUGGUAAAUGUGUUUCAUUUGUAUGGUCGUGUAUGCAGAGGGUUUGGUUAUGGCUACGUAGUACUAAUUUUCAUGGCUCAAAUGAGUAUAUUCCAUCAGGGACAACUUCUUAUCAAACAUGGUACUGUUGUGUACAACGACAGUCUAUCUAUUGGUAUCUGUAGUGAAAACUUUGUGAAAAACUGGCACGAAUGCUCCUCGGUUUUUUUGGAUACUCACUGCAGGGCAGCUAAGAUGAACUCCAACUUCUAUGCUGAAGGAUUCUGUUGGAACAGACCAAUGAAGUCAGCGAAAAUAAGCAACUCGGCCAAUUCCUACGUGAGAUAUAUCACAGAAGAACGUGGUGGUGACGGUAUCGAUUUUCCGAUGCUUGGGCGCAGUGCUGCAUUGCUAGCAGUUGUGACUUUGUUGGCUAUGAAUGGACCUUCGCUUCUUAUCGCUCUUUUAGCCAUUUUAGCGGUGAUAUUCCUCAUAAUGGCAAUACUCGACAACGUUCACAUUUUCACUAGUGGCGCGUUCUCUAAACUAAAUGCUCUGACAGAUUUCCGUCUUCUUGGAGAUCCUGAGGACGUUCUAGUCCAUCCGUCUUAUGUGCCAACACGCAGUGAACAACCUUUUCCAGGUGUGGAUCAUAGCUUUCCGGCUGGCGUUCUCGGCAUCGGGGUUGGGAGAAGUGACAGUAUUCUGCAUGUCAUCAUUUCGAAACCCUCGUGGGAACUGUUUUACGAUCUUAUGUACUACCCUGGACUGAUGGCAGAAGUUUACAGUAUGUUCAAGAACUAUUCUAGCCAAUUAUUUGAUCACGCCGAAUGGAUGUUGAUAUAUCAUAUUACUACCUCUUUCGCUGCAUUCUUCAUGAUCUUGGCUAUAGCACGGAAGCAGGGAGCUAAUAAGUAUAUUGAAAGAGCCAUUUUUGUCGCAGCCUAUGCGAUAGUCUGCAUGUUCUACUUCCUUAUCAUGUCGUUAGAGAUCAUUCAAAUAUACGAUUUGAUCGUAAUAGUUUCAUUGGAACAAGAGAAGAUCGAUUUAUUGAUAUCACAGAACAAAACCAACGAUGUAGUUCAAGAAUGUCUUUCGAUAGUGUUGGCCCUGGUUCCCAUACUUCUACCAGUGUUCUUCUUCUUUUACGCAUGGUUCAGGAAGAAGGGUAAGCCCAAGGCAAGCUCCGAUGCUCAAAAGCCCACCCGGAGACGCCCAAAAGAUAAGAAAACAGGAAAAAAGAAAAGUAGCGACAAAAAAACAGAUGACCAUUCAGCAGACAAAGGCUCUGAUAGUUUAGAUGAAGAGUUCAAAAAAGAUGAAGGGAAGAUGUCUAGAGCUAGGUCAAGCACUGAUGCGUCCACUGCGUCGGGAAGUAAGGAAGGAGGACAUACAAGGCAAAAGAAUUCCUGA